This is a messenger RNA of Ostrea edulis (European flat oyster), 1297 nucleotides long. RefSeq names its product zinc finger protein 91-like. The record is from RefSeq and is a predicted model, not a curated record. The transcript has 2 exons. NCBI's taxonomy places the organism in Eukaryota, Metazoa, Mollusca, Bivalvia, Ostreida, Ostreidae. The coding region runs from base 209 to 1147 and encodes 312 amino acids. Gene Ontology annotation, biological process: regulation of transcription by RNA polymerase II. Gene Ontology annotation, molecular function: DNA-binding transcription factor activity; RNA polymerase II cis-regulatory region sequence-specific DNA binding.
UUGAACUGAAACUCUCGCGCGAUGAGGUUCCGUCUUUGUUACCCAGUAAUAAAUGUAAAUUUUUAAAACUAAGAUCAUUUUAUUUGACAGAAACCACUGCAAAAUACCGCAGUGACAUAUAUGGAGGUGUAAUAAAAAUAUCCAAUAGAAUCGUAUUUCUAUACAAUUUUGACAACAAAAAAAUAUUACUAGGCAAAAUUGGAAGAAAAUGGAAGCAGGAUCUGUUUUUCUAUAUUCAACUCCAUUUAGGCCUAUACCACUAUACGGUGGACAGAGACCGGCAUUCGACUUUUCUAGAUACGGUGCACUAAACCCGUCAUGGCCUGGGUUUCUCUCGCCAUCUCCAUGGAAACUUAGUGAUGUAAAUAAUCCCGCAGGACCGGCCGCGUCCAGCCACCUAGCGGCCUAUAACUUAUACAUACAAGAGCACAUCAAACGAUUACAAGAGGCCAGUUUUCCUAAAUUAUUUGAUAACACUUCCGCUGUGCAACCUCCACGAUUGCCAGUGGCUACUUCCGGUGAAACACAAAGAGCAGAUGAUAUUCGGAAAUCUCACAUGACCUUGGGUUCUCCAACAAACACUAAGGACGUCAAAAGUCCUACGCUUACCUCGUCUUUUUCGGAGGCUUACGGCUCACAAUACAACCUCGGAAGAAAACUAUUCCCUUGCCCACAAUGCAGAUAUACCACGGACCGCCGGAACAAUCUGAAACGUCACAUGCUGACGAUGCAUCAGACUUGCUCUAAACUCCUAGAAUGUUGUGGGAUUUUAUUUAAUACAAAAGCGUCUUUACGGGAACACUCAAUGAUAUUUCAUUAUCACGGAUAUACUUGCUUUUACUGCGGACGAAGAUUCUGUAGAAAAGCUUUACUGAAGCGCCAUCUGUCGGUACAUAAUGGACAGAAGGACUUCGUGUGCACCGUCUGUGAUUACGCCACCAGUCAUAAGAGUAACCUAGAGCGCCACCGUAAAGUGCAUCUGCGUCAAGAAGACGCUUCGGAUGAUGUCUCGAACGAAAACGAAAACGAGGCUGAAGGCGAUACAACUGACCCAAGAGAGUGUGAAGAAUAUGAGAAAAGUGAAGACAUUGACAUAUCCGUGUGUUCCGAUAGUGAGGAGGAAGAAAUUAAUGUUCACACAGACUAACGCAAAUCACCAAAACGCAUGUACUUGUUGAAUUUUUUUGGUCACAAAUUUAUGUAUAUUGCUUGUUGUAAGGUAUGCACGUUUUUAUAUAGCAUAACAAAUUUGUGAUUUAUUAUUACAUAUUUAAAUUAAAAAAAGAUUAACAGAAAA